AUGGAUUCUAUUCAUUCGACUGACAGUAAUUCUCAUGAUGAAAUGCAAUUAACUAACGUGUACGGUGGUUCUGAGGAAGACGAAGUUCAUAUUCAUUCAGGGCCUUUGCGUGAACAAGAUCGUUUUCUUCCAAUAGCAAACGUGGCGAAAAUAAUGAAAAAAGGUGUCCCAGAAGGACGAGGGAAAAUUGCUAAAGAUGCCAAAGAAACGUUACAAGAAUGUGUAUCCGAAUUUAUUAGUUUUAUAACGUCCGAAGCGAGUGAUCGUUGUUUACAAGAAAGAAGAAAAACAAUAAAUGGUGAAGAUAUUCUUCAAGCAAUGCAAACACUUGGUUUUGAAAAUUAUGUUGAACCAUUACGAUUAUUUUUAUCUAAAUUUCGUGAAAUAAGCAAAUAUGAUCGAUCAUUAGUUGGAGAUGGUCAGCAUGAUCUAGAAUUAAAUACAUCAUCUCGAAAUACGGGUCUAGAACCAUAUCAAAAUUCAGUUCGUGUUGUAACAUGUAUAAGGAAUGAUGAAGCAGAAAAUCCUGGAUAUAUUUAUUCUAUUCAGCCAUUUCAUCAAUGA
Didymodactylos carnosus is the source of this 564-nucleotide messenger RNA. The record is from the annotation of a GenBank genome assembly. Lineage: Eukaryota; Metazoa; Rotifera; Eurotatoria; Philodinida; Philodinidae.